Messenger RNA from Sitophilus oryzae (rice weevil), 3049 nucleotides. RefSeq names its product glycogen phosphorylase. Gene Ontology annotation, molecular function: glycogen phosphorylase activity; pyridoxal phosphate binding. Gene Ontology annotation, biological process: glycogen catabolic process. Bases 146 to 2695 code for a protein of 849 amino acids. NCBI's taxonomy places the organism in Eukaryota, Metazoa, Arthropoda, Insecta, Coleoptera, Curculionidae. The record is from RefSeq and is a predicted model, not a curated record. Gene Ontology annotation, cellular component: cytoplasm. The transcript is spliced from 10 exons.
GCAAAUCAAGCGUCUACAAGGUGACCCCUGAAAGUCCAAAACAAUUCAGUCUACUUGCCGGGUCGUCUGUAGUACAUAACUGUUCCGAACGCCGUCUAGCAUUAAUAAAAUUGUCGUAGAUAACUGAGGGUGGCAAAAGAACAACAUGGCAACACCCCAAUCGGACGUGGAGCGCAGGAAGCAGAUCAGCGUGAGGGGUAUCGCCGAAAUCGACGACGUGAACGAGAUCAAAAAGACAUUUAACAGGCACGUCCACUACACCCUGGUGAAGGACAGGAAUGUGGCCACUUCCAGGGACUACUAUUUCGCCCUUGCCCAUACAGUGAGGGACCACUUGGUGUCGAGAUGGAUCCGAACCCAGCAACAUUACUACAACAUCGAUCCCAAGAGAGUUUACUACCUUUCUUUGGAAUUCUACAUGGGCAGAAGUUUGUCCAACACCAUGAUUAAUCUGGGCAUCCAGUCUUCCUGUGACGAAGCUUUAUACCAGCUGGGACUGGACAUCGAAGAGCUGGAAGAACUUGAAGAAGAUGCCGGCUUAGGAAAUGGAGGCCUGGGAAGAUUGGCAGCUUGUUUCCUAGACUCUAUGGCAACCUUAGGUAUGGCUGCUUACGGUUAUGGUAUCCGUUACGAAUACGGUAUUUUCGCACAAAAGAUCGUCAAUGGCGAACAACAAGAAGAACCAGACGACUGGCUACGGUUUGGCAACCCAUGGGAAAAAGCCCGUCCAGAAUAUAUGCUUCCUGUCAACUUCUAUGGCAACGUAAUAGACACACCCGAGGGCAAGAAAUGGGUAAAUACCCAGGUAAUAUUUGCCCUGCCGUACGACAACCCCAUUCCAGGGUACAAGAACAACGUCGUGAACACUUUGAGACUGUGGAGUGCCAAAAGUCCUGUUGAUUUCAACUUGAAGUUCUUCAACGAUGGUGACUAUAUCCAGGCAGUUAUUGACAGAAACCUGGCAGAAAACAUAUCCAGAGUACUCUAUCCCAACGACAAUUUCUUCGAAGGCAAAGAACUGCGUUUGAAGCAGGAAUACUUUAUGGUAGCAGCUACGCUUCAAGAUAUCAUUCGUCGGUUCAAAUCUGCCAAAUUUGGAACCAGGGCAUCCACAAGGAACAGUUUUGAAGAAUUUCCUGAUAAGGUUGCUAUUCAAUUAAAUGACACCCAUCCUUCGUUGGCUAUUCCCGAACUCAUGAGAUUACUGGUAGAUGUAGAAGGCUUGAGUUGGGACCAAGCAUGGGACAUUACAACAAGAACUUGUGCCUACACUAACCACACAGUUUUGCCUGAAGCUCUGGAAAGAUGGCCUGUUAGUUUGUUCCAGAACAUUUUGCCCAGGCACUUGGACAUCAUCUACAAGAUCAACCAUAUCCAUUUGGAAAACGUGUUGAAGAAAUGGCCUGGUGAUUUGGAGAGGAUGAGAGCAAUGUCACUGGUGGAGGAAGACGGCGACAAAAGAAUCAACAUGGCCAAUUUGAGUAUAGUAGGAAGCCAUGCUGUCAACGGUGUCGCCAGGAUCCAUUCUGAAAUUAUUAAAGACGAUUUGUUUAAAAACUUCUACGAACUCUCGCCCGAAAAAUUCCAAAACAAAACGAACGGAAUCACGCCCAGAAGGUGGCUGUUGCUGUGCAACCCCGGCCUGAGCGACUUGAUCUCGGAGAAAAUCGGCGAAAAAUGGAUAGUCCACCUGGACGAACUGCAAAAACUCAAGGCCUACGCCAAAGAGCCCGCCUUCCAAAGAGCCGUUAUGAAAGUCAAGCAAGAGAACAAGCUGAGACUGGCCCAAAUCCUCGAAAGGGAGUACGGCGUCAAAGUGAACCCGGCCUCGAUGUUCGACAUUCACGUUAAACGUAUUCACGAGUACAAACGGCAGUUGUUGAACGUUCUCCACAUUAUCACCCUGUACAACAGGAUCAAGAAGAAUCCUUCGGCGAAGUUCGCGCCUAGGACUGUGAUGAUCGGGGGUAAAGCUGCUCCUGGGUAUUAUACAGCGAAAAAGAUCAUUAAGUUGAUUAACUAUGUGGCUAAUGUUGUGAAUAAUGAUCCCAUAGUUGGAGACAAAUUGAAGGUGAUUUUCCUCGAAAACUACCGAGUAACGUUGGCUGAAAAAAUCAUUCCCGCUGCGGACUUGAGCGAGCAAAUUUCCACGGCGGGUACAGAAGCUUCUGGAACUGGUAACAUGAAGUUCCAACUGAAUGGAGCUCUAACCAUUGGUACACUGGACGGUGCCAAUGUGGAAAUGGCUGAGGAGAUGGGCAGGGAAAAUAUCUUCAUCUUCGGAAUGACAGUUGAAGAAGUUGAAGCCCUUAAACAAAAAGGUUACAACGCUUAUGAUUAUUAUAAUUCUAAUCCUGAACUGAAGCAAGUGGUGGACCAAAUCCAGAAUGGCUUCUUCAGUCCAAAUAAUUCAGAUGAAUUCAAAGAUCUAGCCGACAUUCUGUUGAAGUACGACCGAUUUUAUUUGCUGGCCGAUUAUGCCGCUUAUAUUAAGAAACAAGAGGAAGUCAGUACAACCUAUCAGGAUCAAUCUAAAUGGCUGGAGAUGGCCAUCAACAACAUUGCCACGUCCGGCAAAUUCUCCAGUGACCGUACCAUCAUUGAAUAUGGCCGAGAAAUUUGGGGCGUGGAACCUAGCUACGAACAGCUACCCGACCCCUCAGUACCUAGAGAACUAGCUUUAAAAGACAAUUAAACUUCCAACUUAAGUUAAAGACAUCUAAAUCAAUAACGAAAUAAGAUCUUCGCUUCUUGGAAUCUUAAAAGUGAUAUAAUUUUGAUAGAUUGGGCAUAAUUUUUUAUAAACACGCUGCCUCCUUUAUAUUAUGGUGUCAUCGAAUGAAAAUCGCGUCAUAGUAGGCAUAGAAAUUACAUUAAAGUUACUAUUUAACACAGCUAAAAUGAUAUUUCUAUGUCCGUUGUGACGUUAUACUUAUUUGAUCGAUAUUUGUAGAUAAAUAUAACAAAUUAUAAAAUUAUUUUUCAAAGUUCGCACAUAUUGUAUAAACGCAUAUAGAAAUAUUUAUAGUAUAAAGUUAUUUUGUUCAUU